Messenger RNA from Triticum urartu, 1975 nucleotides. RefSeq lists its product as uncharacterized. Gene Ontology annotation, biological process: root development; shoot system development. Lineage: Eukaryota; Viridiplantae; Streptophyta; Magnoliopsida; Poales; Poaceae. The record is from RefSeq and is a predicted model, not a curated record.
UUCUGAAACAACACUUCCAUUUCUUUGGCUUCUUAAUCUUGUGCAGUUACUUGACAGUUCAAGACUUUUCAAUUAAAGGGCUCAGGAGUCUUAUACUUUACAACAUUCUAUUUAUUUCAAUCAUUUCUUGGAUGAUCUGCUAAGCUUUUCUUGAUUGUAUCAAUCCGUUAUAUAUUCGGUAAUCAAACCAAGUAAGUUGACACAGUAUACCUACAAGUAGGUUGUUCUAAUUCCAUGAGAUGUAUUAGUUUCUAUCUCUGACCUUUAGAAAACAUACAUGCUCAUUGAAACUGCAUUGCUAAAAAAAUUAAACAGUAGAGAAAAAAGGAAAAUAAUCAAGUCUUGAAUUUUCUGUGUCCAGGAAGACUGUAAAAGUGAAACAAUGUAACCUUAUGGAAAUUUGACCUCCCAAACUAACCCAUUGGAUGACCAGACCUGGGUAAAACACCCACUUACAAAAUUUGCAGCAUUCUACCGUAUUUUUUUGGUUGAGAAAACGCAAAAGCCUCAAACUGACCAGCAAACAGGAUUUGUUAGCAUCCAUACUUUGUGAUGUGGCAAGUGACAAAUCUUUCAUUCACAGAACCGAACCAUUUGACUGGCAACAGAAGCAAUGGCCUGAAAAGGAAAAAGAGAGAAUGUAAAAAAAAAUAAAGAGCUCCGUGUUUCUCCAGCACAUAAAAAUGCCUGCUCCAAAUCUUGAGGUUAUCACGAAUAUAUCCAACAAAUGUAGAGCAUGCUGGUAGCCAGCAGCAUUCGUCUAAAUAAUAGCUUGAGCGUGCAAUUAUGUCUGACCCACCAUCAAAUUAUACCAUUCUUAAUUAGCCCUUGCUGCUAUAAGUGGAACACUGCAAUGAGACGGUUCAUCUCGAGGGUAGCAGACCACAAUAUAAAAUGUAGUGAACAUGAGACGACUUUGGUGUUGUAACCAAUACACUGCUGGCAGAUCUCAAGGCAUAGCAGACAAUAUCAUGGAGAUGUAAUGGCAUGAUUCUUCAUGUCUACUAAUCAGAUGCUACAGUACAUCUGUGCACUUAUUUGUAUAAAUAGGCGUCAGCGGAACGGUAGAUACAUCAAACUAGAAGCUCUUCCUUCUUCCUCUCUUCGACCACAAUACAGAGCAAAUCUUCAAGCUCAGACAUGGCUUUCCACCAAAGAACGACAAGUUUGCCUUCUAGGCCUCACGUCAGUGAGACCGAAGUCGAGCAAGAACUCCACAGCCUAGAAGCAAGCAUCUCUUCCUCCAAUUCCAUCAGCAGGAUGUGCGAUGGUCUCAGGAGUCUUGCAAACAUCUACGAUGCUCUUGAAGACAUUAUUUGCCUACCAAGCAACCAAGUUUGUUCCUCUCAGCAGAGGAACAUAUUGGAUGGAGAAAUGGAAGGUUCUCUCGUGCUCCUAGAUCUCUGCGGUGCCAUGCAAGAGAUCUUCGUCGAGAUGAAGGCCAUCAUCCAAGAGCUGCAAGUGGCUCUAAGGAAAGGGGAUGUUGCAGCUGCUCAAGCCAAGAUCCAGUCUUACACCCACUUGGCGAAGAAGGCCAGGAACCAUUUCAAGAAGGCCACGAAGAAGGCUCCUGCAGAUUGCAGGAUGGUCAUGCUAUUGGCCAAGGCCAGGGAGGUCUCUGCCUCUCUCCUGGAGUCCACACUCCAUCUUGUGUCGAAGCAAAUCGAAAUGCCUAAACAGUCUCUUGUUUCCAAGGCAUUUCACAAGAAGAAGGCGGUUGUUUGUAAGGAGGAACAAUUGUCGCAGUUAGAGUGCAGUAUCGGAGAUCUUGAGAGUGGAGCUGGACAUCUGUUCAGGAGAUUAGUCCAGAGCAGAGUUUCUCUACUCAACAUCCUUAGCUCAUAGAUACUCCCAAGUCAUUCUUGGCGCCCUCCGAUCGGCAUCCGCCUUUUAAGGAAUAGCUGAUCUUCAUACACUAUACUGUAUAAAUGUACAUGAUACCAUAGAAAUAGAAAGUGAAACCAAAGUUUUGAUC